Ricinus communis (castor bean) is the source of this 336-nucleotide messenger RNA. RefSeq names its product ATP synthase subunit alpha, chloroplastic-like. The record is from RefSeq and is a predicted model, not a curated record. Gene Ontology annotation, biological process: proton motive force-driven ATP synthesis. Gene Ontology annotation, molecular function: ADP binding; proton-transporting ATP synthase activity, rotational mechanism; ATP binding. The transcript has a single exon. Lineage: Eukaryota; Viridiplantae; Streptophyta; Magnoliopsida; Malpighiales; Euphorbiaceae. The coding region runs from base 1 to 336 and encodes 111 amino acids.
AUGGGUAUUUCUGUUUCCAGAGUAGGAUCCGCUGCUCAAAUUAAAGCUAUGAAACAAGUAGCUGGUAAGUUAAAAUCGGAAUUGGCGCAAUUUGCAGAAUUAGAAGCCUUUGCGCAAUUCGCUUCGGAUCUUGAUAAAGCUACUCAGAAUCAAUUGGCAAGAGGUCAACGAUUACGCGAGUUGCUCAAACAAUCCCAAUCAUCUCCUCUCAUAGUGGAGGAACAGAUAAUGACUAUUUAUACCGGAACAAAUGGUUAUCUUGAUUCAUUAGAAAUUGGACAAGUAAGGAAAUUUCUCGUUGAGUUACGUACCUACUUAAAAACGAAUAGACCUUAG